AUGCACUUAGUGGACCUGCCACUUAUAGAUCGCAAGUUCACUUGGUUUCGAAGUCGUUCAUGCAGUCGACUUGAUCGAGUGUUGGUGAGUGUGGAAUGGUUAGAAGAGUUCCCUGAGACUCGGCUACGAGGAGGACCGAAAGGCUUGUCGGACCACUGCCCUAUUAUUGUGGAGGAUCGAAGGAUGAAGGGAGGUCCUAGGCCCUUUUGGAGUCUUGACGCGUGGUUCACACAUGACGACUUCCUUCGAAUGGUUAAGGAGGAAUGGAGGGGUUUAGGGGAGUUGCAAUUUACUGAUAAAUUGAAGGCGCUAACGGGUCCGUUGAGAAGUUGGCACAAGAACAACUUUGGCGACAUGAACAAUAAGAUCUUGAAGCUUGAGGAAAAGAUAAAAAAGGUUGAUGAUAUGGCAAGUGCUGGAGUGUACGAUGCUACUAUGGAGGCUAGAAGGAAGGCACUAGUUACUUGCUGUGAGCGAUGGUAUGUGAGAAAAGAAAUCCACUGGAAGCAAAUGUCUCGAUCUCAGCAAGCCAUGGAGAUGGACAGAAACACAAGGUACUUCCACAAUAUAGCAUCUUCAAGAAGGAGGAAUAAUCGGAUUGAUAAUCUGGUAGCCAAUGGCAGACUGAUAAGGAACCAAGCUAGAAUUAAAGUAGCUAUUAGAGAGUUUUAUAAAGAUAUGUAUCAUCAGGAGAGCUCUCCUUUACUGGGGUUCAAAGAUGGGCUGGUUAGAAGGAUAGAUGAGGAGGAAUCAGGGUCCUUGCAGGUGAUGCCAUCAGUUGAGGAAAUCAGACAGGCAGUGUGGGAGUGUGAGUCCUCGAAGGUGCCAGGGUGUGAUGGAUUCAACAUGAACUUUAUUAAGAGAUACUAG
Molecule: messenger RNA, 870 nt
Organism: Arachis ipaensis
Lineage: Eukaryota; Viridiplantae; Streptophyta; Magnoliopsida; Fabales; Fabaceae
Source: RefSeq, a predicted model, not a curated record